AUGAGGGCGAGAGAACUGGCCGAGCUGAGAGGUUCUGAGAAGGACCUCCGACCCGGUACCUCCAGGAGGAGAAGCUCGAGCGCCCCACCAACGACCACAGUGGCGAGCAAAUUUCAGAAAGCCUUGAAGAUGGCAUUCGGAACUGCCGACAUCCGCGCGUCAGCCUUGAGUGCCAUCAAGAUUGCUGCAGGCUCCUUGGAGGGACUGGGCAUGCCGCAGGGAUCAAAGCUGUCAUCGGUUCUGUCCUUGCUGAAAGCCUCGAAGCGCCUGGGUCUUCACCUUGACGCUGCGGAUGUCAAGAAGAGGCGGUCUGAGAUCGGCAAGCAGGCAAUGUAUAGGCGGCGCUCCUCUGCGAUGAUCAAGGUCAAGUUCAUGACGGACCGCCGCAGCGGAGCAGCCGGCCGGGCGAGCAUGCUCAAUAGCUUGCUGCCGAGUGCCUCGGGUAGCAUGCAGCCUAGCCGGACAACCAGCCAGAACGUGAGCCGAGCAGGCUCUUUCUCGCAGGAAACACCAUGUGCAUAA
Molecule: messenger RNA, 522 nt
Organism: Symbiodinium pilosum
Lineage: Eukaryota; Dinophyceae; Suessiales; Symbiodiniaceae
Source: the annotation of a GenBank genome assembly